This is a messenger RNA of Panicum hallii, 1480 nucleotides long. Its product is annotated as protein arginine N-methyltransferase PRMT10. Gene Ontology annotation, biological process: peptidyl-arginine methylation. The transcript has 8 exons. The record is from RefSeq and is a predicted model, not a curated record. Bases 71 to 1204 code for a protein of 377 amino acids. Lineage: Eukaryota; Viridiplantae; Streptophyta; Magnoliopsida; Poales; Poaceae. Gene Ontology annotation, molecular function: protein-arginine N-methyltransferase activity. Gene Ontology annotation, cellular component: nucleus.
CAAACAGGCGCCUUUCCUCCCAAAACACGCGAAAACCCCCUGUCGGCUGCCCCCACUCCCGCCUCCACCCAUGGCGUCCCUCCCGAACGGCACCGCCGCCGCCGCCGGCUCCUCCGGCGGGCGCCCGGUGGACAAGGAAGUGGACUUCGCCAACUACUUCUGCACCUACGGUUACCUCUACCACCAGAAGGAGAUGCUCUGCGACCGCGUCCGCAUGGACGCCUACCACUCCUCCGUUUUCCGCAACGCUCCCCACUUCGAGGGAAAGGUAGUCCUUGACGUGGGUACCGGGAGCGGCAUCCUCGCCAUCUGGAGCGCGCAGGCCGGGGCCAGGAAGGUAUACGCUGUCGAGGCGACUAAUAUGGCGGAGCACGCGCGGGAGCUCGCGCGUGCCAACGGCGUAGCGGACAUCGUCGAGGUGAUACAGGGCACCGUGGAAGACGUUGAGCUGCCGGAGAAAGUUGAUGUCAUUAUAUCAGAGUGGAUGGGCUACUUUCUUUUGAGAGAAUCCAUGUUUGACUCCGUCAUUUGUGCCCGUGACCGCUGGUUGAAGCCAGAUGGUGUAAUGUAUCCUAGUCAUGCUAGGAUGUGGCUAGCACCCAUAAGAACUGGUUUGGGUGACAAAAAGAUGGAAGACUUGGAUAUUGCUAUGGAUGACUGGAAUCUAUUUGUUCAGGACACUCAAGCUUAUUAUGGGGUCAAUAUGAAUGCUUUGACAAAGGCAUAUCGUGCAGAACACGAAAAAUACUAUCUCAAGUCUGCGAUAUGGAACAAUCUUCAUCCAAACCAAGUCAUUGGCCAACCUGCAGUUAUUAAGGAAAUUGAUUGCUUAACAGCCACUGUUGAUGAGAUCCGAGAAGUUAGAGCGCAAGUUAUGUUGCCAAUCAGCCUGGAAGGAGCUAGAUUAUCAGCACUGGCUGGAUGGUUUGAUGUUCAUUUUAGAGGUAGUGCGCAAAACCCUGCAGUGGAGGAAGUUGAGUUAAAUACAGCUCCAGAUGAGCAGGGGGGGACUCAUUGGGGCCAGCAGGUAUUCUUGCUGACUCCACCUGUGAAAGUAUCUAAAGGAGACAGUGUUAAUGUUUCCUUCUCGAUGGUUCGCUCAAAGGAAAAUCAUCGACUUAUGGAUAUGGAGUUCACCUAUGAAUUGCAUGAAUUCUCUGGUAGGAAGCAUCCAGCAAUCACAACCAAGAUGUAUUUGGAGUAGAGCAAGAAUGCUGACUAGACCUGAUUCAUUCGAUGAAAGAUGGGGCACCAGUUACCAAUUGUCCAGGUGUCGCUGAACCUUUGAAUCGUUGCUCGGAAGCUGAGCAAUUGUAGUCCCUAGUAUGAUGUGUGGUAUUCAUAGAUGGGCUUAAGGCCUUGAUUUGUACAAUGAUACUAUGAGGCAUGAUGUAGUGCCAGAGAUUUUGUUGUAUUGGUAAUAUCUUAUUAUUUGAUUAUUCUGAGUAGUGGAGCCAUUGUUUCUCAAUGUUGAUAUGUU